Molossus molossus (Pallas's mastiff bat) is the source of this 1164-nucleotide messenger RNA. It is a transcript of the gene BBOX1, whose product is annotated as gamma-butyrobetaine hydroxylase 1. Gene Ontology annotation, cellular component: mitochondrion. The transcript is spliced from 7 exons. NCBI's taxonomy places the organism in Eukaryota, Metazoa, Chordata, Mammalia, Chiroptera, Molossidae. The record is from RefSeq and is a predicted model, not a curated record. The coding region runs from base 1 to 1164 and encodes 387 amino acids. Gene Ontology annotation, biological process: carnitine biosynthetic process. Gene Ontology annotation, molecular function: iron ion binding; gamma-butyrobetaine dioxygenase activity.
AUGCACUGUGCCAUUCAGAAGGCAGAAGUGCUGGACGGGGCUCAUCUGAUGCAGAUUCUCUGGCACGAUGGCACAGAGUCGUUCUACCCUGCCGUGUGGCUGAGAGACAACUGUCAGUGCCCCGACUGCUACCUGGAUUCUGCAAAAGCACGGAAAUUUCUCGUGGAAUCUCUUGAUGUGAACAUUGGUAUUAAAGACUUGUCGUUUGACAGAAAAAGGGUUCUUAUCACAUGGCCAAGUGAACAUACCAGUGAAUUUGAAGCUGAAUGGCUGAAGAAGAGAUGCUUUUCGCAGCAGGCCAGAGAAAAACUCCAAAGAGAAUUGUUUUUUCCAGAAUGUCAGUACUGGGGCUCGGAACUCCAGCUACCUACUCUGAAUUUUGAAGAUGUUUUAAAAAAUGAUGAACAUGCAUACAAGUGGCUCUCCAGCCUCAAGAACGUAGGCAUAGUGCGACUCACCGGAGCAUCCAACAAACGAGGAGAAGUUCUAAAACUUGGGAAAAGGAUUGGUUUCCUUUAUCUCACAUUUUAUGGACAUACUUGGCAGGUGCAAGACAAAAUUGCCGCAAACAAUGUGGCUUACACAACUGGGAAGCUGAGCUUUCACACUGAUUAUCCAGCCCUCCAUCAUCCACCCGGGGUUCAGCUUCUGCACUGCAUAAAACAAACAGUCACGGGGGGUGAUUCGGAAAUUGUGGAUGGAUUUAAUAUAUGCCGAAAGCUCAAGGAAAAAGAUCCUCGGGCAUUCCAGAUUUUGUCCUCCACCUUUGUGGAUUUCACAGACAUUGGAGUGGAUUACUGCGAUUUCUCGGUACAAUCCAAACACAAAAUUAUAGAAUUAGAUGAUAAAGGUGAAGUGGUUCGCAUCAACUUCAAUAACGCCACGAGAGACACAGUGUUCGAUGUACCUGUUGAAAAGGUGCAGCCCUUUUAUGAGGCUCUGAAGCACUUUGUUGACCUCAUGAACUGUGAAGAAUCCAAGUUUACUUUUAAGAUGAAUCCAGGUGAUGUGAUUACUUUUGAUAACUGGCGCUUACUUCAUGGCCGAUGUAGCUACGAGGCAGGAACUGAGAUAUCCCGCCAUCUGGAAGGAGCCUAUGCCGACUGGGACGUGGUAAUGUCAAGGCUCCGCAUCUUAAGGAAGACUCUCCAGAAUAGAAACUGA